UGCUAGAUGCCGUUCGUGCCCAGCAUGGCAGACGGCUGAUGAUGAAAUAAAGCAAUAAAGCAAGAAGUUUCAUCCUGAUUAUUUGCCUUUAUCCUCUUCUUUCUUCUUCUACCCUUGUCAUGCUCAUUCCUUUUGACAUCUAGCAGAAACCACUUAUUUAACCAUCCAGUCUCAUAUAAUUUUUGUCAACAAAACGCAAACUGUUUUCCACUCCACGAAACUUCCCACAAGACCUGACCCCCAGCAUCUCAUCUUAUCAAACAAAACAACAAACUCUCUACAAACACCACGAGCCUCACCUACUCCAAAUCGAUUACCAGCCCCUCUCCUCAAACAUCCCAAAACUCAAUCCCAGAAAUGUCUCCCUCAGCAACCCAAAAAUCCGCCGCGAAACACAACACCGACACACCCUCUACCAGCGUAUCUGAGAUCGAAGGCGAGGAAAACGAAUGGAAGUUCAGAGCACCCUAUAAGAUUCAUAGUAACAAGAAGGAUAAGGAGGGAAAGGAGAAUGGAGAGAAGAACGCUAAGGGUGGGAAAGAGAAGGGUGGAAAUGGGAAGGGAGGAAGUGAGGGGGAGGAGGAUGGGGAUGAGGAUGGGGAGGAGGAGUUCAAGGCGAUCUAUGAGGGAGGCUGUCAUUGUGGGAAGGUGAUGUAUCAGUUGGGGAGGGAGAGGCCGCUUGCGAGUAAAUUUUGUCAUUGUUCGACUUGUCAGAGGAUUCAUGGCGCCCCUUUCCAACACGCAGCCAUCUUCAAGAAAACAGACAUCAACUUCCUCAAAGGACACCACGACCUGCAAUGGUACGACAGUACGGAGAAAACCACGCGACACAAGCUGCCGUGUAAGGUCUCGUGUGCGUUCUGCGGGAGCUGGAUUAUGGAUGAGGGACGCAGGAUGAUCUUGUUGUUUCCGGGGUUGAUUGAUUUUAAGGAUAGGGAGGAGAGGGAGAGGUUUGCGCCAGAAUGCCAUAUGUUCUAUGAGAACCGCGUGGUGGAUAUCAAUGAUGGAUUGCCGAAGUGGAGUGGGAUGCAAAACAAGAGCGAUCUCAUUGCUGAUAGUCCGGUUGAGGCUGUGAAGAAGAGGAAGAGGGAGGUUACGGAGGAGGAGAGGGAGGAGAGAGCCAAGAGGAGGAGCGGAGAGGAGGGUGAGGAGGAGGGGAAGGAUGAGGAGAUGGAUGGUGAGGAGUGA
Molecule: messenger RNA, 1188 nt
Organism: Cadophora gregata
Lineage: Eukaryota; Fungi; Ascomycota; Leotiomycetes; Helotiales; Ploettnerulaceae
Exons: 3
Coding region: 358-1188 (276 amino acids)
Molecular function (GO): carbon-sulfur lyase activity
Source: RefSeq, a predicted model, not a curated record